Messenger RNA from Sycon ciliatum, 1901 nucleotides. RefSeq names its product proteoglycan 4-like. Lineage: Eukaryota; Metazoa; Porifera; Calcarea; Leucosolenida; Sycettidae. The record is from RefSeq and is a predicted model, not a curated record. Bases 232 to 1212 code for a protein of 326 amino acids. The transcript has 2 exons.
AAGCGCUCAGUCACACAGCGUUGCCAUUAUUCUUUUCCACGCAGUCUCGAUUAGCGUUGCGGAGUAGAAUAGUUCUGCGAGGAGUGGGGAAAGUGGUUUGUUGGUGGUGACCUGUAAGUUUAGUUGAAGUUGAAGAGGAGGUACGACAUUUCUAGUGCCGAGCAUUUAACACUGAGAAUCGAAGGGUCCUGUUGUCCUGUAAAGCGCUUCCCACGCAAAGCUAGCCGAAAGAUGGAGCGAACAAGCAGUGUGUUGUGUCUUCUCCUGUUGCUGAGUCUGGAAGCAGUUCACGUUUCUCGUGCAGCCGAUGUGGACUGUCGGUCAUGCACAUGCACCGAGUCAAUGCUGGAUGAUGAGGACUGUGCGGAGUUCCGCGAGAGCAGCGGCUCAGGAGAAAAUGCAGUAGGCAAUGAAGUCACCACCAAGCUCACGUGUACAUCCGGUGAUGGCCGUGUGGAGCGUGUGUACGGUGUUUGCUCGACCACUGGUGGCGGUGGACAAGCACCCGGGGGCCCAGAUGAACAAGGACCAACUGGUCCAGACGCUGGAGUGACCAAUGGUCCCAAUGGUGGAGUAACCAAUGGUCCUGAUGCUGGCGCACCUGGUACCGAUGCUGGCGCACCUGGUACCGAUGCUGGCGCACCUGGUACUGAUGGCCAGGUAACCGAUAGUCCCGAUGCUGGUUCACCCAGUCCCGACGGUGGAGCACCCGGUGGUCCCGACCCCACAACAGUGGCAGCAUCGGUCACAACCGCUACCGAUGAGCCAAUGCCAACGGAUGAGGCCGCCACAACGACCCCCCAGGGGCAAAAUGUCGUGGAGACGGAUGCACGUACGAAACCAGCCCCAACCAAGCCUGAAAGCCGAACGUCAACUACUGCGGAAGCCGAGACUCCCAAGGCGACGCCUGCCGAGCCCAAUACCAAAGAUUCAGUAGAGCCCACUCCAUCAGGCUCUGUGGAGCCUUCGACCACCACUGCCAAGGGCGGCGGAGACUCUAAUGAAGUGGAAGGCGAGGAAGACGACGAAGAGCCCGCAAACAACAGCAACACCGCCCUCUUGGCAGGCGUCAUCGCGGGGUGUAUCGUCGGCUCGAUCGUCGUUGGCGUCGUCGCCGCUUUGAUAGUGAUCAAGGUAUCAGCACGUUUCCAGGGGGCGUACAACACCGGUGAAAGUUCCAGCAAAGGCUCUGCGUCAGAAGUGUUCCUGUAAGGUGUCUGCAAGAAAUAUGGCUGAAAACUUCCACCCAUCGGAAUUGUUAUACUUGACGAUGUGCAAGUGCCCGAUACUCCCAUCGUUCACUCUCUGCUAAUGGCGAGUUCUUUUCUUCUUCUUUUUUUUUUACAGAAUAUCGAUGUUAUCAAUCAGAGCCAGAGAGCCCCUUAUGGAGUUGCUCGGUUCGAAAUCUAACCAUAUUCGUCUCUGUCUCCAUCUCCCUAGAAUAGGCUACAUGGCGACUACCCUCCUUUCUCUAUCACUUCUGUAUUUACAUGCUGUACAUUUACAUGCAUGCAUGCAGGUGCACGCCUAUUGCCUUUAUAAUCAUUCUCCUCCAUCUCCGUCCGUCCCCUCAUGAUAGCAGAUACUCUCCCUUUCUACAUGUUGUCUUUAUCCAUGCUUCGUGCUGGCACACCCUCUGUUCGCAGAGAUUUCCUUCUUGAGCUCCAUGACGUGAUUCUGGAAAGAGAAUGACGUCAUUUUUAUAUUCAUAGUGUUCAUCGACACAGCAUUGCAUUCAGUAGGUACACAUCAUAGGUUUACCGUUUUUCAAGAAACCUUUCUUCGCUUUUCCAAAUAUUUUAUUGUAUUCUCGAGACGUGUAUGCUGAUGACAGAUAUGCCUUCUUUUUACGUGUAAUUAUACUUCAUGCAUGUGUGUUGACAAUAUCGUUUUCUAGAGUG